Messenger RNA from Fusarium graminearum PH-1, 3465 nucleotides. RefSeq lists its product as uncharacterized. The record is from RefSeq and is a predicted model, not a curated record. The transcript is spliced from 5 exons. Gene Ontology annotation, cellular component: cytoplasm. Bases 1 to 3465 code for a protein of 1154 amino acids. Lineage: Eukaryota; Fungi; Ascomycota; Sordariomycetes; Hypocreales; Nectriaceae. Gene Ontology annotation, biological process: regulation of GTPase activity; signal transduction.
AUGGCUAGUAUCGUGGAAGAUUAUCUGGAGAGUCCCGGGAUGGAACAGGAGACCGACGAUGUCUUCCCUUGCAAAGGCUGCGGAGAUGUAUCCGGAAACCGAUGGCAUCUUGAUUGCUUCCGAUGUAACACCUGCGGCACACUUCUCGACUCUGACGCGAACCUUCUACUCCUUGGCGAUGGGUCUCUCAUCUGCAACAACUGCACAUACAGCUGCAGCGCCUGCGGCAAUAAGAUUGAAGACCUGGCCAUCCUUACUGGGGAGCAGGCGUUUUGUGCCACAUGUUUCCGUUGUCGCAACUGUAAACGCAAAAUCGAAAACCUUCGAUAUGCACGCACUUCCCAAGGCAUAUUUUGCAUGGGCUGCCACGAAACGCUCAUGGCUAGGCGUAGGAAAAAAUCAAAAGCAGCAGCCGCUGCAAAAGCGAGAGAAAAAGAGCAUUCACCUAUGAUCACAGAAAAGUCGCUGCCCGCUUUACCCGCGAAUGCCAUCCCACCAAACGCCUUCUCCAAUGACCGGGUAGAUCCUGAUUCAGAUACUGCCACCGAGCUCUCUCCACGGCCUCGGAAUCACACUCGCCACGAGUCUUCGUCUCGCAGUAGCUCACGGCCAGCUCGUUCUCCUGAGCGAAAGCCAGACGGUUUAAAUUUGCCCGCCACGACCUACCGGAGCAAUCGCAACUCAACCAUGAUGUCUCGGACGGAAAACUCCAACGACGACGGCUUCCUCAUCUCUGUCGCCUUAGACCCAAGUCCGCACCCAACACCAAAGUCAACCUCCGACAACAUGGCGGAGGGCAAAUCGAAGGACCGAGACUAUUUCGGUGCGGCAAAGCCUCCUUCUGAGAAGAGGAGCGACUCCCGUACCUCCACCCCGCAUAUUGCUUUCCAGGAGAAGGGUCGUCAAGCAUCUACUUCGGAGCACGACACUCCACCCAAGCUGCCUGAUCGAAAGCAUUCUAAACCCCCACGACCGGAAUCUAUGAAACCGUCACCCGCUGUCGAUGACAAGACCCAGAAGACAAGCGGUCGCCGCCCGCCUACGGAGGAUUUUAAGCUACAAGAGGCCCCCAAGAGCAAGAAGCUGCUUUCAAGGAGCAGUUCACAGUCAUCAGGUGUACCUGCAGAGACAAGUUCCGUGAGAACCAGCAACGGACAACCAGGUAAGGCUGGCCACAGUGGUCUGCCUCACUCUGAUAGCAACGCAACCACGCCUGCCUCCCGUUCAUCGCUGGAGUCAAGGUAUCUGGAUGAGGAAGAGCUCCGUGCAUCGAUGGACUCUUCGACAAGAACAUCUUCCAGACCAGAGAACGCAAAGCCCCUUAGCAGAAAGGACGUUCCCUCUUCCUCUAGCAAAUCUGCGAAUGGCAGCAGCCGACAACAAAGCCGACAGGAAUCCCCUGAAGAUUCCACGCCCACGCGCCAAACUCCCUCUCGAAGCAUUUCGGAGCACAAGAAGACCGACACCUACAUGCAACCACGUUCUGCACCUGCACCUCCGAACAGGGGUCAUGCCGCAGGAAAGGAGGGUUCCAAGGAUGAUGGUAGCUCUCCCAAGGUCUCGCCAAAGCUACCUAGAUGGAGCAGCGGUGGGGACUUGAACAUGGACGAGGACAUGGCACGGAUACUAGGCACUGACGAAGGCUCAUCCUCGAUACUCCGCAGAGUUUCUAACGCGGUAAGACAUGGUCGCACCGGCAGCGUGGAGUCACCACAUCAGAUGCAUCCAGGGAACAGGCACACCAGGAGCAUCAGUGAAACUACACGAGCUACUGGAUCACCCCGCUGGCCCAGGACACCCGUCGCUGAUGAUUACCAUGCGCAGGAUAUCAGCAGCCCCAUGUCACUGACAGCAGGCGACGACCCUGCUUUCCUCAAACGACAACUACGAAAUUCGGAGCAGCGCGUUGCGGAGCUUGAGAGGCAGUUUACUACCGAGAAAGAUCUCAAGAGCCUUAACAAGAAGCUUGUGGAGAAGCGAAAGACGGUUUCUGUUCUCGACACACAGACUGAGAUUAUGAUUCGACAGCUGGAAGUGUUGGCAGGAUAUGUCGAGCGAGCGAAGGAAACAAAGACGCCCGUAGACCCUCGAGAUUUGGAGGAGUCGGCUAUCAAAGAGUUUGUUCAGAAGCUCGACAAGGUCAAGUCGGCCAUGUCUGCCACUAUCGAGCAGCUUCAUGAAGAGCGGGACCUGUUGUGCGAAGAGAAAGACCAAGCCAUUGCGGAUCGCGAUCGUGCCCUCCUUGAAUUUGAGCAGUUGUCGUCCAAGAACGCACAGCUUGCUGAUAUGAACAAUGAUCUAACACAUCAGAUCCAGGAACGCUUCAAGUCACAGAUUGGAGGCGAUAUCAAGUCUCCUGGCGCUCUUGGCAUAUACGCUGGCAAGGGUCUCAACGCCUCGUCCAUUAACCUUGACGCUGCUAGCUUAUCAACAGGAGCCACUCUGGUCCCUGCCGAUGAAGAUACUAUUGUCGAAGCCGGCCCUACUGUCGUACAGGUCAGGAAGGGACAGGCCAAGAAAUUCAACUGGAAGAAGGGUUCCAAGGGACUGGCCCAGGGUGUUGCCAAGGGCGUCAACAGAGCCGUUGUUGCCUUCCAGAAUGAUCGUGAGAGAAUGCAGCAACAGGGAGGGCUGAGCGGAGAGAACAUUGGCAUGCCCUACAAUAUGACAGUGGCCCAGGUUGAAGCGCCGGCCGGUCUUCCUUCCAACGGCCACGUCUCGCACGAGAAGCAUGGUGCGGCUGGAGCGCAAGCCAGGAGGCAGGAAGAGCGCGAGCGCGAGCGCCAAGGCUUUGGCUUCUUCGGAAAGAAGAACGCGAUGCCCAAGUCUGGCUCCGCGGGCACCAUGAACAACGUCGAAGCAGCUGAACCUCCGACAGUUCUCUUCGGGUCUGAUCUCGCUGAGCGGGCUGACCACGAGCGCCGACAGAUUCCCAGUGUGGUGACGAGAUGUAUCGAAGAGGUUGAACUCAGGGGCAUGGAUCAAGAGGGUAUUUACCGAAAGACUGGUGGAAAUUCACAAGUCAACAUGAUCAAGGACGGCUUCAGCAAAGACGAGAACUUUGACAUCUCGGACCCUGACCUGGAUAUCACGGCCGUCACUAGUGUGCUGAAGCAGUACUUCCGCAAGCUGCCGAUACCCCUGCUGACGUUCGACGUCUAUGAGCGCGUUCUUGAGUCGAUUGCCAUUGUUGAUGAAGACGAACGAAGCGAUCACCUACGUAAGACGUUUGCUUCGAUGCCUCAACGUCAUCGCGAUUGUCUCGAGUUCCUUAUGUUCCAUCUUGCACGCGUUGCUCAGCGUGAACCUGAGAACUUGAUGUCCCCCAAGAACCUGGCUGUCGUUUUCGCACCCACUAUCAUGCGUGACACAAGUCUUGAACGCGAGAUGACGGAUAUGCAUGCCAAGAACCUUGCGAUACAGUUUGUCAUUGAGAACAGUAAUACGAUUUUCGAGGAUGCUUAG